AUGACUUCGACACCCCUCAAACCUUCACUAAAAAGACCUCGUCUGGAGCUGGAGGAGGAGGAGGAGGAGGAGGAAGAAGAAGAAGCCGAAGAGACUUUGACAGAGUCAAAAAUUAUAGCCCAAGACUCGGAUGUGACAUUUGACCCUGCAGAGGAAUGCACAUCUGCAACUGAACCAACAGACUUGUCAAUCCAAGAAUGCCCAUCACAAAGGCUUGGGACAUUUCUGAGCGUACAGCAAGUCUGCCCACACUGCGAGUUUGUAAGAAAAUGGAACAGUCAGCCAAUUAUUGGUAGUACUCCAGCUGGCAACCUGCAUCUUUCUGCUGCAGUCUACUUGAGCGGUGCAUCAUUUUUUGUAGUUGAAAAGGUAUUUGCUGCAAUGAAGCUACACAUUUUUAAAUAUAAUUCAUUUCGCCGUCAUGCAAGACUUUGCAUUGAACCUGCUAUUGUCCACAAGUGGAGAAAUUGGCAGAGUGAAAUGCUAGAACAGCUCAGUCGAAGAGAGAAUGUGAUUGUUGGAGGAGAUAUGAGGGCUGACUCCCCAGGUCACUCGGCCAAGUAUGGGAGUUAUACAAUGAUGGACCUUGCAACUAACACAGUGGUCGACCUACAGUUAGUCCAGAGUAAUGAGGUGGGUGGCAGUUACCAUAUGGAAAAAGAAGGCCUAAAGAGAAGCCUUGACCUGUUGGAUGCCCGCGGUGUUCGUCUGGAAUGCAUCAUCACAGACCGACAUCCUCAAAUACAGAAAUACCUCAGGGAUCGAAAUGUCACUCAGUUUUACGAUGUGUGGCAUAUCGAGAAAGGAAUUUCCAAAAAACUGGACAAGAUAUGCCAGAUAAAGGGGUGUGAGAAGUUGCGUAAAUGGUUACGUAGCAUCAAAAACCACAUCUACUGGACUGCUGCAUCAUCCACAACAGGUCCUGAAAGAGUGGCAAAGUGGACCUCUAUCUUAAACCAUGUACAAGACAAACAUGUACAUGAAGACCCCAGUUUUCCGGCUUGUCUGCAUCCGCAACGGAUAAGCAGAGACAAGAACAAAUGGCUGUCGGCUGCAACGAUGCCAUUCUACAAGCUGGAGAAAGUUCUCGCUAACAAGAGAAUAUUGAAGGAUGUGGCCAAGCUAAGUCCUCACCACCAGACGUCAACUGUUGAAGCUUUCCACAGCGUCAUACUGCGGUUUGCACCCAAAAAUGUGGUAUUCCCUUUUCUGGGGAUGCUAUGCAGGUUGUACUUGGCUGCACUGCAUUACAAUGAAAAUGCCGGGCGUCCCCAGGCCACAUCAGCAACUGGUAAACCUAUUUACAAGCUUGCCUUUCCAAAGGCAAAGAAAGGAGAGUAUAGGGUCCGAGAAGUGAAGACACAGCAAACUUUCGGUUAUGUAGAAGAGCUGCUGGACCUCAUCUUCAACCAAGUGUUUGUGGACCCAUCACCCUAUGUUGAUGAAGUGUUGGGAAUUCACAUACCACCUGCUCUAUCAUCAGCCUACGAUCGACCUGAGAUGGAGGAGGCUAUCUCCAGCAGGGUGACCCGCUUCAAUCAAUAGCUAUCCUAAAACCCACAUAGCUGCCCUGCUCUUCAGGAAACUGUCUUCGAAUCUUCAGCACCACACAGGCAGGAAUCACAACACGGACUCUCCGCCCGAGGAAACCCCAACACCAGCUCACAAAGCUCCGAUAAGCCAAAAAGCGGCACUGUCUAACAGAGACAUAAUAAUAAAACAUUGUUUUAGAAAUUGCACUACAAUUUGAACUUGGGAGUUAUCACAUAUACAUUUUUAUUUUUUAUAAAAUAACUAGCUUUAACAAUUUCAGAAGUCAUAUUUUGUUUAUUCAACUGCCAAUGUAUAUUUGAUAUGUUUGUAUGUGUUUGUAGAUAUACUGUACUUUCUAAUGUUCAUGGACAAUUGUAUUUCAUUCAACAAAGUGACAACUUGGAGUUUAUAUUUUAUAUUUGCACAAGGAUACAUUUUAUAUUUGCCAUCACAUUUUAAUUUAUACUUCAAUAUAAAGUUUUUAUAUGACUCAGGAAUUGAAGCAUCUUUUCUGAAGGGUUGAUGUUUCUAUGCCAUACUGAUUUUUAUAUAUUUUAAGAGUUUAUAUAUUAAUGUUUAGUGAAUUUAAAAUUAUUUUUCAAUAAAAAGUACAUGCAUUACUCAGCCUUUUAUGAAGUCAUUCAAAUUGUCAUCUCAGAAAUAGCAGCAAUAAAAAACGGUACGUAUUUCAUUUUUAUUGACAUUGAGGUAAAGUUGGUUUUAUAUUCAGAUAUUCGGACAUUCUCCUUAAUAGUAU
Danio rerio (zebrafish) is the source of this 2290-nucleotide messenger RNA. NCBI's taxonomy places the organism in Eukaryota, Metazoa, Chordata, Actinopteri, Cypriniformes, Danionidae. The record is from RefSeq and is a predicted model, not a curated record.